GCUGUGUGGGGCGGCCGCGCGGCGUUCGCGCCCGAAGUGCCAGCGCGUCUCGUCCGGUCCCCAGGAGCGCCAUGGCGGAGCUGGUCCCCCUGGCCGAGGAGCUGUCGUGCUCCAUCUGCCUGGAGCACUUCAAGGUGCCCGUCACCACCCCGUGCGGCCACAACUUCUGCAGCUCGUGCCUGGACGAGACGUGGGCCGUCCAGGAGCCGCCGUACCUGUGCCCGCAGUGCCGCGCCAGCUAUCAGGAGCGGCCGCAGCUCCACAAGAACACGGUGCUGUGCGCGGUGGUGGAGCAGUUCCUGCAGGCCGAGGUGGCCCGGGUGGCGCCGUCGCCCCCCGACGGCUGCACGCCGCCCGCGCGCGCCGCGGAGCCCAGCCCUCCCUGCCAGGUGGCCUGCGACCACUGCCUGAAGGCGCCCGCCGUCAAGACGUGCCUGGUGUGCAUGGCCUCCUUCUGCCAGGAACACCUGCAGCCGCACCUCGACAGCCCCGCCUUUCGGGACCACCAGCUGCAGCCGCCCGUCAAGGACCUGAUGCGCCGCAAGUGUCCCCAGCACAACAGGCUGCGGGACUUCUUCUGCCCCCAGCAUGAUGAGUGCAUCUGCCACAUCUGCCUGGUGGAGCACAAGGCCUGCUCGCCUGAGACCCUGAGCCAGGCCAGCGCAGACCUGCAGACCAAGCUGAAGCAUAAACUGACCAUCAUAUGCGAUCAGAUCAAUGGUGCAUCGAGGGCGCUGGAGGACGUGAGAGCCAGGCAGCAGGACAUACGGGAGACUGCCCGCAGGAAGACGGAGCAGCUCAGACAAGAAUAUGUGGAAAUCAAGAUACUCAUUGAUGCCGCAGAGGCCAUCUGCACACGAAAGAUAAAGGAGGAGCAGAAGAGGGUCAGUACCAAGUUCGACAACAUUUACCAGAUCCUCCUCAAGAACAAGAGUGAGAUCCAGACUCUGAAGGAGGAGAUUGAACUUGCCCUGACCAAGGAGGACGAGUUCGAGUUUCUGGAGAAAGCGAUCAAACUGCAGGGAAUCUCGACAAAGCCGGUCUACGUCCCCAAGAUGGAGCUGAAUCAGGAGCUGAUAAAGGGUGUCUGCCAGGGCACCUCAGACCUCAAAAACGAGCUGAAGCGGUAUAUCAGGCUGCCCCAGGACAAGAAGCCCGAGGGACCCGCUGGCUCAGGGAACCUUGGAGAGCAUGGCCCAGCAUCCACGCACAAACCCGCACACUUUGUGAAGAAGGUCCUGAAAGAAGAAAAGAAACACAAGAAACCUCCCACUGCCUCUGCCUCACCCGUCAAUAUGCCCACCUUUGGAGCCCCAGAACAGUUACUGGGUUUAAAGCAAGCAGGCCUGGAAGCUGUAGCCAAAGCCUCCGCUGUGCAGCCGAACCCGGUGUCCCUCACGACCAAGGUGCUGGAUACCUUCUUAGCCAAGUCCAGGCCCGAGCUCCUAGAGUAUGCCACUAAGUUCAGCCUGGACUACAACACCGCCCACAACAAGGUGGCUCUGUUGGAGAACUACACUGUAGCUUCUGUGGCCGACUUGCCCCUGAACUACCAGCCACACCCCAAGAGGUUCACAUACUGCUCUCAGGUGCUGGGCCUGCACUACUACAGGAAGGGGAUCCACUACUGGGAGGUGGAGCUGCAGAAGAACAACUUCUGCGGGGUGGGCAUCUGCUACGGCAGCAUGCCCCGGCAGGGCCCCGACAGCCGGCUCGGCCGCAACAGCGCCUCCUGGUGCGUGGAGUGGUUCAAUACCAAGGUCUCUGCCUGGCACAACAAUGUGGAGAAAACGCUGCCCUCCACCAAGGCCACGCGGGUCGGCGUGCUUCUCAACUGUGACCAUGGCUUCGUCAUCUUCUUUGCCGUCACCGACAACGUCCACCUGAUGUGUAAGUUCAAGGUGGACUUUACCGAAGCUGUGUACCCGGCCUUCUGGGUGUUCUCUGCGGGUGCCACGCUCUCCAUCUGCUCCUGCAAGUAGGCCGGCCACGGACACUGACCUCUGGGUGCCCAAGACAGUGGUGGAAGGCCUGCAGGUGGAACUGUCCCAGAGCUUCCUGCGACUCUUCAGGGUUGAGAGUAUGGGAGGGGGGAGGGGGAGGAGGAGGGAGGGGGAGGUGAUCGCGCUGUGGACCAGGAAGCACUUCUGCCUCCUGGUGCCCAUCAGGGCAGGGUGACCUCCUCCCUCUUGUUCCCGUAGGUCCCCAGCUGCUGGCAGCUGGAUGGGGUUUUGGGAGGUAAAGUCAUUAGCGCCCUUUCCUCUUGGAGGGAAUCUGUAGCCACCGUGGGCCCUUUCUCGGGGAGGGGGGGGUGGUGUAAGGUCCUGGCCAUCUGGGGCAGCCUUUGGAUCUUAAUGUUUUGAUUACUCUCGAUAGGGCUCUUCAGCUUAAUAUAUUGAUUUAAAAAGCAAUCCCAUGUCAUUGAAUUUCAGUAUUAUUCACCUCCUGUAUGUGGGGUUCGGGUAUAUGCUCAGAUUCCUGGUUAUUUUCUAUCCUUAAGGGAAACUGCCCAUCGCAGGUCUCCACCCAGAUCAGAGCUUCUAAAAGAAAUGGGUUCUCUCCCUCCACUGGAGAAUGACCCUGCUUCCCUUCCUUUCCUCGUACCUCAUACCCCGUCAACGGUUUUAAAAUAUUUAAUCCAGCAGGAAACUUUUCAGACUAAGGUUUCAAACCAUGAUCUGAAUGUGUUGAAUUUGUGAUUCAAGGUCAAGGUGACCCAGGUCCCAUGUUGGGAACCCUUCCCACUCCCACUCUUGGUGGACACUCUUUGGCUGCACCCACAAGAGCCUUGCGGGAGGCCUUCUUCCCAUAGCUUAGGCUUUGGAGCCAGGAACCCCACUGGGCAAGGGUGACCCUGACCUGGGUUGACAUUGUGGUGGUUUUGCUCAUACUAGCGUCGUGGCUUCUUACUGACAACUGUGCUCAGUGAGAGCCUCUCAUCCGAAGGGCUGUGAGGUACUUGACUGGCUGGUGUAGAUACCACUGUGGCCAGUACAGUCGACUGGACUGCUGAGCUUGAUAUCCCUGGUCCACGAUCAUACAGACGAGUCAUGUGGGGCUACCUCCGGGACCAUGCCAGUUCUCUUGCUGGGGUGACCACCUGUGGCCAAGGGAGUCUUCUAGCAGGUCCCGUGGGAAGCAGCAACAUUCCUAUUCAUCCGUGGCCACAGGAUGCAGGCCCAGUGUGACCCUCUUGCAAGUUGCACGCCUGUCACUGGCACUGCACUAACCCUUUCUCUUUUCCUCAUUUGAGCUAAUUCCAGAUGUGGGGACUGACCAGGCUAGGGGGGCCCAGAGACUUUCAGGGCUAGUGAGAGAACAAGCUACGGGACUGAAGCACAAGGGGUAUCUUUUCCUGCAGUGUUUUCUGUGCAGUGAAAAUAACCCCAGUCCGCUAAGGGGCAGGAGGGAAUGGAUUGCCAGAAUUUCCCAAGCUCCUUCUAUCCUGAUGUUGUCAGGAUGUAAAGUCCCAGUCCAAAAGUGGGAGAAAUUUAACCUCAUUUUGGUGAAACGAAUCCUGGGCUUUCCUAAGAGGGGAGCUCAGGUCAGGCUCUUUGUAGUAUAAAAAAGAGGUCAAGCACUGGGGACGUGGGGACCCCGGACCUUUUCUGUGAAUGUUUGAGAGUUUAACGCGUCUCUGGCCUUGUGCUGGAGUCCUGGGGCUCUCGAACCAGGCCCAGAGCUCUGCAAACUCUUGACAGGUGUGUUGAUAUGUGUCCCCUCCCGGUCAGGACCUUCACUUCCUUGGGAGAGAGAUCAUCUUUGUUGGGGAGACAUCCCUGCAAUGGCUGAGAUGCAGUUUUUAAGUUUCCUUCCUUUGACACUGGGAAGGAGAGUUCUUCGGUGAUUCUUCUCUGCUUUUGGCAGAGGUCAAAAAGAUCUUCGUCGAUCUUCUGAAACAAAAGCCUUGUCUGAAGCCAGUUCCUACUUGGGAAACAGCUAGGCUUAGAAGAGGAGAAUGCUGAGGGUUAAUCCUCGGGGUCCUGCUGUGGCUCUCCCUGCAGACCCGAGGGCAACGGAGGGAGCUCUUCCCUGGCGACCGUACAGGUCACGAUGGGGAAGCCCUGUUCUCUCUGUUUCUAAGAGGCGAGGAGGUAGCCCAAGGUGGACUCUGCCAGGUGCUCUGGAGAUGUGGAUUGAGGUGUGUGCAUCCUCGCUGUCUCGAGCCAUUCUGUUUGCGGUGGGGAGACCUCACCCUCCUCUCGCCUUGCAGGGCCGCUGCCCAGCCUAGAGUCCUCAGGUUUGGGGCAACAUUGUAUUCAUCUGACUUCUCGUUUGCGAAUAAGUCAGAUGAGGUACCGGAUGACUCCACUCACGACUCUGGCCAUCCCAUCAUGGAGGAAAUUCCUCCUAGAUGGCUCCCUGGUACCCUAGGGAAGAGUCAGAAAACCCAGAAACAGACAUAAAAAUACUAUCCCGGACUCCAGGUGUCAGGGACUGACUCAGUCACUCUGGCAUGAUCAGAGCAGGGCCAAGUUUUUGUAUUAUUCGAGACUGGCCGCUUCCCCUGUUUUAAUUACUCAGAAAUGGAUCUGCGAUCUGUAACUAAUACUGGUAUGUUAUCUCCUUUAUUCCGCCUCUCCCCACUACUGAUUUUAGUUAAUUAGUAGGAGUAUUUGUGCUAUUAUUUCACGAGCUAAUUUUUUUAAAGAGUUGAUUCUUCAGGACAUCAAUGGGGCUGUAGACACAGAUCUUUUGAAACCCAUGAGAAGUACCAGGGCCAAGGCUGGUCGACAUGCCUUAGAAGCUGUGAAUGUAAAAAGUGGUGUCUGGUAGUCUUUCUUGCAUGCAAGUCUGUGUAGACCGUGCAUAUGGUGUCUAUACACACUGAAAAGUAAAGCACUUUCCUGAGC
Messenger RNA from Felis catus (domestic cat), 4853 nucleotides. It is a transcript of the gene TRIM25, whose product is annotated as tripartite motif containing 25. The record is from RefSeq and is a predicted model, not a curated record. The transcript is spliced from 9 exons. Gene Ontology annotation, molecular function: protein binding. The coding region runs from base 72 to 1982 and encodes 636 amino acids. NCBI's taxonomy places the organism in Eukaryota, Metazoa, Chordata, Mammalia, Carnivora, Felidae.